GACCCUGAAAUUCCCUUGGCAGAAAAGCGACAUCUUCUACAUUGGGACGGUGACAUCGCGUACCGGAAAGGAUCAACGAAAAUCAGGGUACCCAAUUACCCUCCUUUGCGCCAGUUACUACUCGAAGAAUACCACGACGUCCUCUACGCCGGACACUUCGGUAGCAACAAAACGCUCACCGGUAUCGCCAAACACUACUACUGGCCCCAUUUAGCAGAAGAUGUCCAGAAAUUCGUCACCUCGUGUGAUACAUGUCAGCGGAUGAAGAGUACCAAGCAGAAAAAGGCGGGACUACUACAGCCUCUUCCUGUCCCAGAACAACCAUGGCAAGUGGUUAGCCUGGACUUCAUCACCGGGUUACCACCUACCUCCAGCGGUCAUGACGCUAUCCUUGUCGUCAUCGACAAAUUCUCCAAAAUGGGACACUUCAUCCCGACACACACGACAGCACGCACCGAAGAAACAGCACAACUCUUCGUUCGAUACAUCAUCUCACAGCAUGGCAUUCCAACCACACUCAUCUCCGACCGAGACCCUAAGUUCACCAGCAAGUUCUGGAAGGAACUUAUGUCUCUCCUCGGGACCAAACUCGCCAUGUCAUCUGCUUACCAUCCGCAGACAGACGGACAGACCGAGCGCCUCAACCAAAUUGUUGAGCAACUCCUCCGAGCAGCCUGCAAGGACGAGAUCUCCAAAUGGGACUUACACCUGCCCGUACUAGAGUUUGCUUACAACAAUACUACACAUGGCGCUACUGGACAGACGCCGUUCUUCCUCUGCUACGGACGCCACCCACUCACUCCACAAAAACCGACAGCAUCAGCUACAGUCCAACCAGCACAUGAUUUCAUCACAACCAUGCAUCAGCUUUGGGAUCGAACCCACAAGCGCCUAGUCGACAUUCAACAGCAACAGAAGCGCCAGGCCGAUCGCCCACAUGUUACUCCUGUUACCUUCCGCUUACGCCUGCCAGCAACCUGGAAGAUUCACAACGCCUUCCACGUCCAAUUUCUGAAGCCUUAUCGGGACCCGAACACGAUUUUCGUCGGACGCCAACCGCCGCCGCCACCGCCCGUCCUCGUCCAGAAUGAACCCGAGUAUGAGAUCGAGUCCGUGCUUGCACACCGCCGUCGUCGGAAUGGCACCGUGGAGCUUCUCAUCCGUUGGAAGGGUUAUGAUCCUUCUGAGGACAGCUGGGUACCUGAUUCCGACAUGGGUAACGCCCGUCGCCCUCUGCAUGACUACCUUAAAGAGCAUUUCCGAUCUACCGUUUCCCCGCACGCAUGCAUCACCUAGAGCAACCUCAAGCACCCCAUUUUCUUAGGUUUUCUUCUACCGAUUUCUUCCAUUUCUUCCUAGCUGAUUUUCCUAGCUCCACCGCUGUUCCGCCACUUCCGCCGCUGCAGUUAGGAUUCCCGUUUUUCUUCCCGUCGUCAUUCUUUCCCUUGUCAUCCG
This is a messenger RNA of Closterium sp. NIES-67, 1455 nucleotides long. NCBI's taxonomy places the organism in Eukaryota, Viridiplantae, Streptophyta, Zygnematophyceae, Desmidiales, Closteriaceae. The record is from the annotation of a GenBank genome assembly.